Molecule: messenger RNA, 2429 nt
Organism: Trichosurus vulpecula (common brushtail)
Lineage: Eukaryota; Metazoa; Chordata; Mammalia; Diprotodontia; Phalangeridae
Gene: MAEA
Product: macrophage erythroblast attacher, E3 ubiquitin ligase
Exons: 9
Coding region: 182-1372 (396 amino acids)
Biological process (GO): proteasome-mediated ubiquitin-dependent protein catabolic process
Cellular component (GO): GID complex; cytoplasm; nucleus
Molecular function (GO): protein binding; ubiquitin protein ligase activity
Source: RefSeq, a predicted model, not a curated record
AGAGCUGUGCGUUCUUCCGCCACCACAGGCGGUUGGGCGGAAGCGAUUGGCUAAAACUCCUGCUCCCUCCCGGUAAUGGGUGGAGGCGAGGUGGGAGGGAAAAGAGAGCUGUCUGUUACCCGCCAUGCACCGCGCCCCGGAGGUGGCUCCCUUAGGUCUGUAAUGUUUUGGCCAAUCCAAAAUGGCGGUGCAGGAAUCAGCUGCUCAGCUUUCCAUGACCCUGAAGGUGCAAGAGUAUCCGACCCUCAAGGUACCCUAUGAAACACUGAACAAGCGAUUUCGAGCUGCACAGAAAAACAUUGACCGAGAGACUAGUCACGUCACCAUGGUAGUUGCAGAAUUAGAAAAAACAUUGAGCAGUUGUCCUGCUGUUGAUUCAGUUGUUAGUCUCCUAGAUGGAGUAGUUGAAAAGUUAAGUGUCCUAAAGAGGAAGGCAGUCGAAUCGAUCCAAGCUGAGGAUGAGAGUGCAAAGUUGUGCAAACGCAGAAUUGAGCACCUUAAAGAGCACAGCAGUGAUCAGCCAGCAGCUGCCAACAUGUGGAAAAAAAAACGCAUGGAUCGCAUGAUGGUGGAGCAUCUUUUGCGCUGUGGCUACUACAACACAGCAGUCAAACUUGCCAGGCAAAGUGGCAUUGAGGACUUGGUGAACAUUGAGAUGUUCUUGACAGCCAAAGAAGUGGAAGAAUCUUUGGAAAGACAGGAGACUAUGACUUGUUUGGCUUGGUGUCAUGAUAACAAAUCAAGACUCAGGAAAAUGAAGAGCUGUCUGGAGUUCAGCCUCAGGAUUCAGGAGUUCAUUGAACUCAUUCGACAGAAUAAGAGACUGGAUGCUGUGAGACAUGCAAGAAAGCACUUCAGUCAAGCUGAAGGCAGUCAGUUGGAUGAGGUUCGACAAGUGAUGGGAAUGUUAGCCUUUCCUUCAGACACUCAUAUCUCUCCUUAUAAGGAUCUUUUGGACCCUGCCCGAUGGAGGAUGCUGAUUCAGCAGUUUAGGUAUGAUAAUUACAGGCUACAUCAGCUGGGGAACAACUCAGUCUUCACCAUCACACUCCAGGCAGGCCUUUCUGCCAUAAAAACACCACAGUGUUAUAAAGAAGAUGGAAGUUCAAAGAACCCAGACUGCCCUGUGUGUAGUAAGUCACUGAACAAGCUGGCGCAGCCUCUGCCCAUGGCCCAUUGUGCCAACUCCCGGCUAGUCUGCAAGAUUUCCGGAGAUGUCAUGAAUGAAAACAAUCCACCCAUGAUGCUACCAAAUGGAUAUGUCUAUGGCUACAAUUCCUUGCUUUCCAUUCGUCAAGAUGACAAAGUCAUGUGCCCAAGAACCAAAGAAGUUUUCAACUUCUCACAAGCUGAGAAAGUGUACAUCAUGUAGAUCCCCAUGGCCCCAGGAUGGAGUGCCAGUGCCAGCUGGAAUGGGACACAGCGUAGGGGGUGGCCUGCCUCCUUAGGCAUGGCCUUGUAUGGCGAAGAAGCAUAAUGUGCCAUCUUGAGGAUCAGACCUGUCGGUGGCAAUGUUGUUUCUUGCGACCAAAGAUCAAUGAGCAACAAUAACUACUCUUAGAAAGAGAGGAAAUAUGACUUAAUAAGUUUGUACUUGAAAACAACAUUUUGAUUGGUAGGAUUUUGUAACAUAAGUCACAAAUUUGAUGCUUCUGAAAAGUACUUUAAUCUUUCAAAAAUAAAUUUUCUUUUAAGGAUGACUUAAACACUGAGGGACCUUCAGACCCACUUAAAAAUGUGACUCAAUUCUUUUCCCCGUUUGUUUUUCCAGUUAUUCUCCCUUUUUGCUAAUGAUCAUACAUGGAAAAACAAGUGGGUUUCUCCAUGAGAGCUUCUUGCCUUCUCUGUUGUGGAUCCUGUAGGGAUAAGAGUGCAGAGUUUAAGACAUUGCACUUCCGGGGAUGUGAUGAUCAUGAGAUGAUGACUUCAUCCUAGAGUCAAGCAGAAGUUGUUUGUUCCAAACAGAAGCUUAAAGAUGCUGCCAAAAUACCAAGAAAACAUAGCAUGGCAAGCAAACCAAAUUGCUUGUUUUUAUAGACUUCCAGUUUGCCCUCCUUGUGUGAAAGUCUUUCUAAAGUUCUUAGUUAUAUGCAUAGGGGUUAAUAUCAAAUCAUUAGUGCUACUGCCUUAUUUCUUGCUUUGAGAAUGUAUUCACAUGAAAAUCAGCUAGUGUUGGACAGUUUCUGAAGAGGCCUUGCAGGAUGGUAACAUUAAGUCUAGGCUCUAAAUAUUAUUCAUUGCAGAAACUAAUAGUUCAGCUUCAACAAUUACUGAUGACUUUUCCAAACCAACCAACCAACCAUUGUAGCUUAAACAAAACCGUAUUGUAGAGGUUUGUAUUUAGCGCUUAUUUUUGCAUGUUGAUGUUGAUUAGCUAAUAAAAAAAAUUGUAAAUGUAAAACAUGUUAAUAAAAAUUGUUUUCCAUUUC